Messenger RNA from Zingiber officinale, 1135 nucleotides. Its product is annotated as alpha-humulene synthase-like. Gene Ontology annotation, molecular function: terpene synthase activity. Lineage: Eukaryota; Viridiplantae; Streptophyta; Magnoliopsida; Zingiberales; Zingiberaceae. The transcript is spliced from 5 exons. The record is from RefSeq and is a predicted model, not a curated record. Bases 46 to 843 code for a protein of 265 amino acids.
AAAACAGGCCACUUGUCAUAUUUCCUAAUUAAGUAUCUAAUUAAGAUGGAGAAUGAAGAAAUAGUUCGUAAGACAUCGAAAUAUCAUUCAAGUGUUUGGGGCGAUUAUUUCAUCCAACAUAUUUCUCCUACUCUAGAUACUACAAAGGAAUCAAGUGUGAAAAGGGCGGAGGAGCUCAAGGAGCAAAUAAAGAAGUUGUUUCAAGAAACCAGUGAUGUAUCAGAGCUUAUGAAUUUAGUCGACUCGAUUCAGUUGCUCGGAUUGGAUUAUCACUAUGAGAAAGAAAUAAAUGUUGCACUUAGUUUAAUCUCUGCAGCAGAUGUUAAGAACUUUGGGCUUUAUGAAACUUCUCUUCGAUUUCGAUUACUUAGGCAAUAUGGAAUCUAUGUGCCUGCAGAUGUUUUUAACCGGUUCAAAGAUGAGGAAGGAAACUUCAUAUCAACAUUGAAUGAAGAUGUAAAGGGAUUAUUAAGCUUAUACAAUGGAGCUUACCUUAGGAUACACGGGGAGAAUAUACUUGAUGAAGCCAUUUCAUUUACAAAGAAGCGACUUGUAUCAUUGUUGGGCAAACUUGAACAACCUUUAGUGAUAUUGGUGUCGCUUUUCCUUGAGACACCACUAUGUCGAAGAAAUAGAAGACUCUUGACAAGAAAAUAUAUACCAAUUUAUCAAGCGGAUAAGAGCCGAAAUGAUGCAAUAUUAGAGUUAGCAAAGUUGGACUUCAAUCUAUUGCAAUCUCUUCAUCAAGAGGAACUAAAGAAAAUUUCAAUAUGGUGGAAUGAUUUAGCACUUGCUAAGUCUCUUACUUUUACUCGUGAUCGAGUGGUGGAAUGCUAUUAUUGAAUUCUUACUGUGUAUUUUGAGCCUCAAUAUUCUCGUGCAAGAUUGAUUACAACCAUGGUCAUCUCAUGUCUAUCACUUAUGGAUGACAUAUAUGAUAAUUAUAGCAUAUUGGAAGAGAGCCAAUUAUUAACUGAGGCAAUUCAAAGGUGGGAACCUCAAGCCGUUGAUCAAGUACCAGAAUACUUAAAGGAUUUCUACCUCAAGUUAGACGUUUAGGGAAAUUGAAAAUGAACUAGAAAGUGAUGAAAAAUACCGCAUAUCAUUUCUUCAAGAUAUGGUAAAACAAUACAUG